AUGUCCAAGACGCCCAUCAUUCUACGGCUUCUUUGCCUUCUCGAUAUUACUCUGGGACUUUCCACAGAGCCUUCUCUAGCUACCAGGCUCAAUCAGUCGGUAGUGGCAUCUCCGAACCCGGCACGCUACAUUUCUCAACCGUAUCCUAGUCCCACCGAAGUCAAGAAUCAAUCCUAUGGCCAGGUUCCCGGUGUGUACGUGCCGUUGCCCACUCAAGAGCGAGGUGCUUGCAGCAUCACCGACGAAUACUGCUCGUACAACGGCACGGACAGAAACCCAGACGGUUUGAGCGAUCAAUGCAUAUUGUGGGACAAUACUUGCUCGGGAAACCAAACCUUAGCAAUCGACCAAUUUUUCAGUCAGACACAAGAAUUGCUAUACGAAAAUGUCUGUUUCACGAGCGAUGGAGACGACUCUGUGGAGUCUAAUUGCACCCAACACAAUACGCCUGCCAGAUACUCGGAGUUCGCGAGAAUAAAGAGUUGGAUGAGAUCACCGCAAUGCAUUAGUAGCCAGGGUGUGUACCAGAAAGCGCACCCAGCUCCGGAUACGGAGGGCAUGCAGGGUGAGAAACGUGCCGAUAAUAAGCGCGGUAAUAGCACGCAAGGGCGCGUCCAUGGAGGGGGUACUUGCUGCGGCACCUGCAACAUCGAAGCUGGGAAUGUCGACGUAUACUAUUGGCCGGCUUCCAAUGCCAACAUAUCUUGUCUGAGCAUCAUCGGCAACAGCGUCAAUCCCCCUGAUUAUCGUGCCACGACAGAUUCACUCGGGCUCAAGUACUGGGGAUGCACAAAGCCUCUGACAGGUAUUAUAGAUGAGUCAGUACAGACCAUCACCACUGCCUCUGUCAUGUUCACAGGAUCGAUGUCAUGGAAAGCAUACUUGGAGAAUCCAUGGGACUCGCCCUUGUGCCCCACAACGUCUGCAGCAUCCCCGGGCUCAAAUUCAUCUGUUAAUGCACGCGCCUUAGACGGGCAAAUUUACGCACGUGGUCAUUCCUUAGUCACUCCAGCGUCGGUCACCGGCAAGGAUGACCUGCAUAUAACAACCGUGGUGUCUGGAAGCUUCACCUUUACUUCUCCAUCAGUCUAUGCUGCUUUUAGCAACAUAAGUGCAUACGACUCUUGCGGUACGGAGGUCAUCUCAACAACGAUGCUCUCUUUUGCUCCUGGAGAGUUGUCGACCGUGGUUGGACCUCGCUACUUUGGCAAUAUUGCGGCGACGACUUUACCAUUCAAUUUUGCAGACCUCCCCUGUCCGCCUUACAGCGUUGCUUCCGAAAACUACUACAAACCUGAGCCGGGGGAGCCAUAUAGACCUCUGAUCGCUAUACCCAGCCAGGUCAGGGACAUGGUUCCGUGGUUCCAGUACUGUACAGAUUUGUGGUUCACGGGCUUCGAUCCGCCGAGGUCUCUAAUUCCAGCAGCAGCAAUAGCCCCGCCUGUCACUACUAGCGAUCCUGCAGCCCCCACCAUAGCACCGCAGCCGAGUGCGACUCAAGUUCCUGGCGCAAGGCAGACAGCUGCAGUGUGGAACCCAAUACCUCUUCCAUCGCCACUCCAACACGUGCCUCUCCCAAAAGAGACCAAUACAGCGCCGGUGCUCAAGCCCCAAGUGUCCAAAGAGACCAACCCAGUGCCAAUCAUCAACCCACAAGCAUCACAGCCUCAACCUGCAGACGGUGACCUAGGAUCGGAGCAUCAAGAUCCGUCUCAGAAAGGCAGUGGCUCAACAGAACCUAGCGGACAAUCGAGCAUUCAGAAUGAUAGCAGUGGAGAUCCCAAGUUUGCAGGAGAUUCGAACCAAGAUGCAUCAAAAGACCCGUCUUCGCCUGCCCAGAAUCAAGAAGUCAACACUUCUCAAGUUGCUACGAACGCGGCGGCCCAACAUAGCUCUCAGAACGAAAGUCCAGAUCCAGGAGAUUCAACACCUGCCGAGGCUGCCACGCGGGCAGAAACAACAAUAUCGCUUGCUGGUCAUGCUGUGGUGGUGGGCCCCUCUGGUGUUCAUGUCGACGGCGUAAAAGUCAAUCCUAAUCAGGCUCCAACAGACAUAUCUGGAAUGGCGGCUAUGAAUCAAGGAAACAGCAUCGUAGUCGCCAGCCAGAUCUUCCAUUUAGCGGCUUCAACAGAACAAGUUGCCACCAUAAUUGCAGGUCAGACAGUCAUCCCUAUCGCUAACGGCGUGUCAAUCCAUGGUACUUCCAUUACAGGCACAAACACUGCGAUAAUCUCCGGAACAGCGGUAUCUGUUCACGACUCACACCUUUACUUCGGAAGCAAAUCAUAUCCACUUCCAACCGCAAACCCUGCAUCAGCGACGACGUUAGCCAAUGGAGUAGUAGCUCUCCCAAUAUCGAACGCAGUAUCAAUCUAUGGAACUACACUUACCGCUGGCGCACCAGCAGCAACAUUUUCUGGAACUGCCGUCUUCCUUGAUGUUUCGAAUAACCUUGUCUUCGAUGGUACUGGCCAGGCUCUGCCUCAUUUCCCUCAAACAGAAUCCCAGUCGGGCCAGGUCACAACUAUUGAUAGUGUAACCCUUGAGCUGCUCUCAAGUGGUAUCUCUGUUGCCGGCACUACUUUGACACCUGGAGCACCUGCUAUUACUGCUUCCGGCACUGCUACGUUGUCGCCGGGAGUUUCAGGAACGACCGUAGGUGGAACUUUGGUGUCUCUGGGCUCAGGUGGCAAUCUUGUGAUUGGGUCCAAAACAGUGGUACUUGGGGUUCCCAGUGGAAGCUUGGGUGGAAUAAUUAUGGGGGGAUUCGGGUCUGGAGGUCCAUUGGCCAACAGCUCGUCCCCACCAGGGAGCCUACCGUCAGUUCUUAGCAAUACCUCAGGAUUUGCUUGGAGACCGAACCCAAUCAAGAGAGGUUACAUCGCCUUCGGUGACUCCUACGCCGCCGGUAUAGGCACAGGCAACACAUCCACAUGGGGUUGCAGACAGGGUCAAUUCGCCUAUCCAGACUUAAUCGCGUCAACUGUCCAAGACAUCGACUUUCAGAACCUCGCCUGUUCGGGAGCCACAGUCCAGAAUCUUCUCGGCGGAGGAGCAUACAGCCAAGUCGAUGCAUGGACCAACCCAACCAUCGCUGACAUCGCUACUGUCUCCAUUGGCGGCAAUGACAUUGGCUUUUAUAACAUUUUGACGGCAUGUGUACUCUGGGUUGGUGGAAACUGGGCUGGAGACUGCGACACAGAAGUUGCUAGAGCUAAUGAGAUACUUGCCAGCCCGGAUCUCUCCACUAACAUUACGUCCUUAUUGAAAGAAAUCAUUGACAAGAAUGGCAAUGACGCCUUCAAGGUUUAUAUGACAGGCUAUGUGACUUUUUUCAACGAAGCCACACCCCUCUGCGAGAGCUCAUCGUUCAGAAUAUGGAAUCCUCAUUACGACAAUACCCACAAAGAGAAAGGCCAACCAUGGCUAACGACAGCUCUACGGGCACAGCUAAAUGGUGUAGUCGUGGCUUUGAACACGAUACUUAGCCACAUCACCAGCUCUGUUAACGCUUACUAUGGCAAGCCUCAGAGAAUCGUCUUCGUAGAUCCAAAUUCUGCUUAUGCCGGUCAUAGAUGGUGCGAAGAUGGCGUGUACGAGCCAGACAAUGGUAGACUGAAUACCUGGCUCUUCCUUUCUAGUACCCCUGAUAACAGUCUUCCCGACGAUCCACUUGGUGCUUUGGAAUCUUACCAACAAGAGCAGUCGGAGCUGGUUGCCGGACCUGAUUUUCCUCUGCCAGAUCCGACUACGUGCAGAGAAACCUUGACACAAUUCAAUUCACUUGUCGGUAGUGACUGGUAUGAGAACAUGCUGUGCGAUAUUUCCAUCGCUACUUCAAGCGCCUCGUCCUUCGAGUACCAAGUCAUACAAAAAGAAGCCAUGCAGAUUCAACAGGGUAAUCUCACGGAGCUACGAAUUCCGUGGUAUGUACCAACCAGGUUGGCGAAGACUUUCCACCCAAAGACUCUUGGCCAGCUAGCGUUUGCAAAUGAGAUCAUGGCGGUGUGGUGA
This is a messenger RNA of Letharia columbiana, 4014 nucleotides long. RefSeq lists its product as uncharacterized. Gene Ontology annotation, molecular function: triacylglycerol lipase activity. Gene Ontology annotation, biological process: triglyceride catabolic process. Bases 1 to 4014 code for a protein of 1337 amino acids. Lineage: Eukaryota; Fungi; Ascomycota; Lecanoromycetes; Lecanorales; Parmeliaceae. The record is from RefSeq and is a predicted model, not a curated record. The transcript has 7 exons.